AGGGGCUGGCUCUCAGACCAUGCCUCGUGGGGGGUGCCUCCCCCCAGUGCGAUGGGGGUCCUAAGAGUCAGGGGGGGAAGAGGGGCUGGCUCUCAUUCCCUGCCUCACUGGGGGUGCCUCCCCCCCUGCGAGGGGGGUCCCAAGAAGCCGGGGGGGAAGAGGGGCUGGCUCUCAGUCCCCGCCUUGGGGGGUGCCUCCCACCACUGCGAUGGGGGUCCUAAGAGCCAGGGGGGAAAGAGGGGCUGGCUCUCAGUCCCUGCCUCAUGGGGGGUGCCUCCCACCCCUGCGAUGGGGGUCCUAAGAAGUCAGGGGGGGAAGAGGGGCUGGCUCUUAGUCCCUGCCUCCCUGGGGCUGCCUCCCCCCCCUGCGAUGGGGGUCCCAAGAGCCAGGGGGGGAAGAGGGGUUGGCUCUGAGUCCCAGCCUCACGGGGGGUGCCUCCCCCACUGCGAUGGGGGUCCUAAGAGCCAGGGGGGAAAG
Molecule: messenger RNA, 477 nt
Organism: Gorilla gorilla gorilla (western lowland gorilla)
Lineage: Eukaryota; Metazoa; Chordata; Mammalia; Primates; Hominidae
Exons: 4
Source: RefSeq, a predicted model, not a curated record